AUGAAAGAGGUAAAACUGAAGAUAAAACUAGAAGAAAUACGAAAAGCAUGCGAGCUUACCAUAAAAACAGCAACUAUCGAAAGUGCUAGUGCAAAAGACAGUUUGGAUAUACUAAGGAAUAUACUUGACAAGAAUAUAGAAAUAGAAGGCCCGUUUAGUGAAAAAGAGAGGGAAGGCAUUGAAGACAUAAUUAAAAAUAAUAUGUGCCAAUAUUUUACAUACAAUACAUAUGGAAUAAGGGCUAUGGAUAAUUUAAAUGAUGCGUUAAAGUCCAAAGACGAAGCAGCAAUUAGAUAUUGGUAUAUCUCUUUGUUUAAUGAAAUUGUAAACCCAAACUCGCUUAUAUACAGCCCAGAGCAUGGGAUAUAUAGACAGGUGGACAAGAAUAAGGCGCUAGAAGACAUAAAAAUACCCAAUAGCAGAGACAGCCUAGGCACUCGGAAAUACACUCUGCUGAUCGAUAAUGCAAAGUUUCUGAGCUUUGAAAGUACGCUUCAAGCUAUUUCAAAAAGCCUGGAAAGAGAGUCCCACCUAUACACUGCUAGGUCAAUAUCCUCAAUGAACAUAGAAAAAUUAAAAAAAUAUUCAUUGAAAAAAGCAUGUCACUCCCUGAAUAAGCUAUACAACACUACAUAUAAAGAUACUGGUGUACUGUUGGUAGACUACGGACUGAACCUUAUCCACGAAAAGUACCACGAAAUUAAAGAGCUGGCUAAGGAAACUAAAGACUUGAAAUAUAAUGAUAAAAAUAGAUCACUGAUAGCCACAAAGCUCAGCAAAGUAUUUACUGAAGAAGAAGACGUAAAAGUAGUCCUUUCCGUCAUCAGAAAUAUAGAGAAAAUCAAACAUGAGAAAAUGGCGCAAAAGGGCAUGAUCGAUACAAUAGAGUACAUGGCGAACAACCCUAGCCUCUUGAAACAAAAGGCCAACUCGCAAAAGCUGAAGAUACAAGUAGAUUUGAGCAGCUUUGUGGAAGAGUAUGUAUCUACUGAGAGAGGCUUAAAAGAAAUAGUGAAUGGAAAAAAAAAUAGAAUAAGUAAAAGGCUAAGGGAAGAGAAAGAUAUGCUAGAAGUAAGGAAAAAAGAUCAUAGGCAAGCAAUACAAAAGAGAAAAAGCAAAAAAGAGAUAGAAAAUGAAAUAUAUGCACUAGAAUGUGCAUUUAGCAAAGAGUAUAUACAAUUUCUUAAUAUUACUGACAAUCUACAGCAUCUAUCCGAUACAAGUCCAGUGCAGAAAAAGCACAUAAUCAAAAAGAUAGAAGAGUUUGGAGAGAUGCGAGGCAUGGAACUAGAAAUAGUAAAAGUAGAAGUACCUGAGGAAGCAGAAGUAGACGAAGUAUCAGAUGAUGAAAUAGAGGUAGAUGAACUAUCAGAUAAUGAUAUGGAGGUAGAUGAACUAGGGAGAAAAAAAGUCUUUGCACCAGCUGUAAAAGAAGCCAAGCUGAAGAUAGAUGUGAGAGAGAUGCUACAGCCAUGUAUAUUUACCAAUACGCCAGGCUCAAAGGUAGUUCUUGAGCACAGCGCCCCAAAAGAGUAUUUUUCUAUACUAGAGAACAUGCUUAAUGAAAACAUAGAAAUAGAAAGUGAGCAGUAUAGUAAAAAAGAAAAAGAAAAGAUUUUAAAGAUACUUAAAACAAACAUCAAAAAGUACUUUGCAUACGAUGAAAAUGGAUUGCGUUUUAUGCGCGCUCUGUAUUCUGUAUUAAGGCAUAGAAACGUAAGAGUGAUUAUAGACUGUUUUAUCCGUCUAGUCAAUGAAAUCAUAAAGCCAAACACGCUCAUAUACAGCCCAGAGCAAGGAAUAACCCGAGAAAAUGAAGUGUCAUAUAGCAUAGGCCAAAACGAUGCAGCUACUAAUCUGAGCACCAGAACAUACACUUUGAAGAUCGAUGGCACAAAGUUUGAGAGCCUGGAUAGCUUGCUUGAGUCUGCGACAGAGAGUCUAGAUAGAGAGGCAUUCGCCUGCACUGUCAACACGAUAAACCAGGUGGGCAUGAACAUGAAUGUUCUAAAAAAAUACUCCGCAGACAAAGAAUACUACACGCUAGACGAGCUGUACACCAGCACAUACGAAGACACUGAUGUGCUGCUGGUAGACCACGGUCUAAAACUCAUUAGCGAAAAACAGUCUGAGAUCAGAGAGCUAGUCGAGCUGAUUGAAAACAAGCCCGUUUUCAGUAGCCGCGAUUCGGAGAUAGUCGGAAGAAUUAACAGCAUAUUCAGCCGCGAAGAGCUGAAAAUAGCCAUCUCUAUUGAGAACAAUCUACAACAAAUCAAAGCCGAAAAGAUAGCGCAAAAAGGCCUCAUCAGCGCACUGAAGUGCAUAGCAAAUAAUACUGCACUUUCAAAAGAUAAAAAAAAAUUAAGCACUCUGGAGAUAAAAACAGACUUGAGCAAUUUCUACGAAGAUUAUCUAAACAAUGCAGAAUUGCAGAGCAUAACAUGCAGGAAAGAACAGGUGGCUUCUGAAGAAAUAGAUAAACAUGAAAUAAUUCUAGGCUAUAAGAAAAUAAAUUAUGAACAAGAAACAGAAGAAGGAAAGAAGAAAGAUGCCGCUUACUCUAUCAAUGCUCUGGAAAGCAAAGUGUAUUUACUAGAAUAUGAUAGGCAUAAAGAAAUUGCUCUAUUCUACGACAUUAGAGACUCUAAACAGGCUUUGUCUAGCACAAGCCCAGUUCAGAAGCAGUACAUGCUUAAAAAGAUAGAAGAAGCUGCAAAAGCACAGAAUAUAAAAAUAGAAAAGAUAGAAGUGCCUGAAGAGAAGAAAGUGCCUGAAACAAGAAGAAGACUUACAAGAAAACUAGCUCAGACAAACAUAGUAAAAAACUCUGCGCCAAAUGUAAAAGAAGCCAAGCUGAAGAUAAAUGUGGAAGGAAUACUAGACGCCUGCCAAUCUAGCAAAACCAUGAAAGACAUGUAUAAGGCUAGAGAAUUUGGCUCUGACCUGGCCAAUUUGACUGUGCUAAAGAACAUACUUGACAGGAAUAUGGAAAUAGAAAGCGAGAAUUAUAGUGAAGAAGAGAGAGAAAUUCUUUUAAACACCAUUAAGAAUAAUAUAUACAAAUACUUUAUGUAUACCGACCAUAGAAAAGAGACUAUAUGCGAUUUACAAAGAGCAUUGAAUUCCGAAAACAGGAAAAUAAUUAAGUCUGCGGUUAUCCCUCUAAUCAAACGCCUUGGAGCGCCAAACAUACUUAUAUACAACCCAGAGCACGGAAUACGUAUGCAGAUAGACAUGGAUGAAACACCAGAAAGCAUAGGCUUAAUUGAUCCUGAUAUAAGCACCAGAACAUACACUCUGGAGAUCGACAACACAAAGUUUGCGAGCCUGGAGAGCUUAAAUUGGUCUUCCUCUGAGAGCCUGUGCAGAGAGUUUUUCUGCCUUACAAAAAAUCUGUACAACUUGGGAAGUGUAAACGCUUUAAAGAAAUACACAUCCGAAAAAGAAUACUACACGCUGGACGAGCUGUACACCAAGACAUACGAAGGCACUGAUGUGUCAUUGAUAGACUACGGACUGAAUCUUAUUCUGGAAAAGUACUACGAAACCGCUGUCCUAAUUAAGAAGGCUAAAGAAAUAGAAGCCAAUUUCAAUAUUAACACAUAUAAUGAAAUUAAAGCAGAAAUUAAGGAGCUAUUUGUCCAGGAAGACUUAAAGAUAGCUAUCUCCACUAUCAAUAGCUUCGAAGAGAUUCUAGAAGAGAGGGAGAUAUGCGAGAAUAUGGUUAAAGUUGUGGAAUACAUGACGAAUAACGGAAAAGUCUUGGAACAAAGGCAUAACCCGAGAAAGAUGCUGGAGAUAAACGCGGAUUUAGAUAAUUUCUAUGAAGACUGCAUAGUUAUAACAUAUUUGAAAGAGCUAGUAGAUCAAGGGAUAGAUGAUUUAGGUAAAAAGAGGCGUGCACUCUCUGAAUCUUCCGGAAUAAAAAAUGCAGAGCUUAGCAGAAAGGAAGCAGAGCUAAAAGAAUGGAAAGACACAGCUGAUCCAAACUCACAGGACUACGAACGAAUAGAAAAAGAAAAAAUGGAAGAGAUAGAGGCUCUGCAGUGCGAUAUUAACGACCUAGAUAAUAAUCUUGAGCUGAUAAAUUGGGAAUUAAAAAGAGAAAAAUUACGAAAAGAGAACAUUAAUAGCACCCAAGCCAGUUUUAAAUGCUUACCCAAAUUACGUUCAGUCCAGAAAGAAUACCUGCUCAGAAAGAUGAAAAAGCUUGGAAAAACGCAUGGCAUGAAUGUGGUAGUGGACGGAGUAGAAGAAAAAUUGAAAGAGUUAAAAAUAUCUGACCAUGCAGAAUUAAAUGAUGCACCAGAAGAGCACCAGAUAGUAGAAAUGGAGGUAGACGAGGCGCCCGAAGAGAGAAAAAGCAUUAUUUCAAAAGAAAACCGGUCAAAGCUCCUUAGCAUAGCUCUGUUAUUCUUUGCUCUUAUGACAGGCAAAGAGAUUUUGUCUAACUUUUCAGAGUAUACAACAAAGAAUACUAGUGCUGAUAGUGGUGGGCAGCCACCGAUUAAGAAAUUUAGAGACUCUGAGCCAGGCAAUACUAGCUAG
Nematocida minor is the source of this 4548-nucleotide messenger RNA. RefSeq lists its product as uncharacterized. The record is from RefSeq and is a predicted model, not a curated record. The transcript has a single exon. Bases 1 to 4548 code for a protein of 1515 amino acids. Lineage: Eukaryota; Fungi; Microsporidia.